AUGGAAAUAUCUUCAGGCGCUAUUGAUGGUGAUGGUCGAGUUACCGGAAAUGAUGCUACCGAAUUCUUUUCAUUGUCUCGUUUAUCUCGCCAGGAUCUGAAACCGGUAUGGGCGAUUGCAGAUUCAAAGCGACAAGGAUAUCUUGGGUUCAAAGAGUUCAUUGUUGCUAUGCAGUUAGUUUCUCUUGCGCAAUCUGGGCGUGAAAUAACAAAUGAUAUCCUCAAUAGCGAUGUUGACUUUCAAAGUCUUAAAGCUCCGUCAAUGGAAGGUUUGGAUGCGUUAUUGGCGAAGAAUAGGCGUUCUUCAAAAUCAAAUGAUAAUGAAGCAAAUGGUAUUCCUACAGUGCAAUUGUCACCUUCGGUAAAUUGGUUUUCUUCAAAACCAUCAAGAAAGGUAUCUCUUUCGUCUGUUACAUCAAUCAUUGAUGGCUUGAAGAGACUGUACAUUAAGAAGCUGAAGCCAUUAGAAGUUACUUAUCGUUUUAAUGAUUUUGUGUCUCCGCUCUUGACAAAUAGUGAUUUUGAUGCCAAACCUAUGGUUAUGCUUUUGGGUCAAUACUCAACUGGAAAAACUACAUUCAUUAAGCAUUUACUUAGAAGCAGUUAUCCAGGAGCUCAUAUUGGACCCGAGCCUACAACUGACAGAUUUGUUGUUGUUAUGUCUGGGACUGAUGAAAGAAGCAUUCCAGGCAACACAAUUGCAGUUCAAGCUGACAUGCCAUUCAGUGGACUCACAACAUUUGGAACUGCAUUUUUGUCAAAAUUUGAAUGUUCUCAAAUGGCACAUCCUCUGCUGGAGCAUAUUACAUUUGUGGACACACCUGGAGUUUUAUCAGGAGAAAAACAACGGACCCAACGAGCUUAUGAUUUUACAGGUGUAACGUCAUGGUUUGCUGCAAAAUGUGACCUCAUUCUCCUUCUGUUUGAUCCUCACAAACUUGAUGUCAGCGAUGAGUUCAAGCGUGUUAUUUCAUCUUUACGUGGUCAUGAUGACAAAAUUCGCGUGGUUCUCAAUAAGGCAGAUCAAGUGGAUACUCAACAACUUAUGAGAGUCUAUGGAGCUUUAAUGUGGUCACUUGGGAAAGUUUUCAAUACUCCAGAAGUUAUGCGUGUCUAUAUUGGUUCAUUCAAUGACAAACCAGUAAAUGAAGCUGCUGUUGGUCCAAUAGGGAAAGAACUUUUCGAGAAAGAACAGGAGGACCUUCUUUCUGAUCUAAAAGACAUACCAAAGAAGGCUUGUGAUCGUCGGAUAAAUGAAUUCGUAAAACGUGCUCGAGCUGCCAAGAUACAUGCUUACAUUAUUAGCCAUCUUAAAAAGGAGAUGCCCGCUAUGAUGGGUAAAGCAAAGGCUCAACAAAGACUUCUUGAUAAUUUGGCAGACCAGUUUGGAAAGGUCCAAAGGGAGUUCCAUUUGCCUCCAGGUGAUUUCCCAAACGUAGAGCAAUUUAGGGAGGUUUUGAGUGGUUACAACAUGGACAAGUUUGAGAAAUUAAAGCCUAAAAUGAUACAAGCUGUGGAUGACAUGUUAGGUUAUGACAUUCCAGAGCUGUUAAAGAACUUCAGAAAUCCAUACGAUUAG
Dovyalis caffra is the source of this 1578-nucleotide messenger RNA. The record is from the annotation of a GenBank genome assembly. Lineage: Eukaryota; Viridiplantae; Streptophyta; Magnoliopsida; Malpighiales; Salicaceae.